AUGGUCCAGGUGCUGGCAGACCCAGCACUCUCGCAGCAUGGCCCGGCUGCCGAGGAGAAGCAGGAAGCGGGCAUGUCGAGGGAGGAACACACGUUGCGGAUGAGAGAGUUGAGCUUGAAGCGGAGCAUGAUGAGGACCCCGAGACGAGGAUGGAGCAUGACGGACCAUCAAUAUCACGCCGACACCGCGACGGCGCCUCAUCACCCACUGGGAACGGGGCCUCAGGUCGACCGUCAGGCCACCAUCCCGGAGGGCGCCGUCCUCCUUGUCCCCCCCGUCGUUGCCGCGCUGCCGGUGGAAAAGGACGCGCAAAUGCGGCUGAGGCCGAAGGUUCCACCACCGCGUCGUUCGCACUCCGUAACGGACAAGGAGCCCGAGCCCGUCACGGCGGGCCAGCCCCGGCCGUCGCACCGCAUGACACUUCUCGAUCUUCCUCCGGAGCUCCACUACUCCCUCUUCGACUUCCUCGACCCCAUCGACGGCGUCUGCUUGGGGCUUGCUCACUCGAGGCUGUACGCCAUCCACCGACGCAAGUACGGCCGCGUUCCGCUGCAUAGCCGAUACUCGGGCCCCAACGACAUGGAGUGGGCGUGGCGAGGGGCCGGUCCCCUUAUCCGCCCCUCCGAGCAGUCCGGUAGCGACAUCAACGGCUUAAGUCAGCUCCGCGUCAAGGGCCAGGUGUACUGUCGAAAGUGCGGCAUCGCUCGCUGCGAGCUGCACCGCCACCUGAAGGACUGGAUGGGCGCCGGUUACGAGUACUGCGAGAUUAAGAAAAUUUACGGAAUGCUGGCGGGCGACGGCGUCAAAUCGUACUGCUUCAUGAGCUCUCCCAGGAACCCGAGUCGAUGCGGCCGUCACGGGGCGAUGAAGGUUUGCUGA
Drechmeria coniospora is the source of this 879-nucleotide messenger RNA. Its product is annotated as F-box domain-containing protein. The coding region runs from base 1 to 879 and encodes 292 amino acids. The record is from RefSeq and is a predicted model, not a curated record. The transcript has a single exon. Lineage: Eukaryota; Fungi; Ascomycota; Sordariomycetes; Hypocreales; Ophiocordycipitaceae.